GACAUCAUAGAUUACAAGCUUUAUAAACAGGUAUAUGCAUUUUAUUAUUAUAAUUUCCCUUUUUCAAUUAAAAUCAGUUUCGAAACGAAAGUCUCUCUCUUGAGUGGAAGUGCAAAAUCCGAAAUAUAACAAAGUGACUUAUGAUACAGGAAAAUAAUCAGUUUCCAAUUAUGUCAAGGUGUCUUAUCACUGUAGGUCCCAUAAACUUGACAUUUCAAAGUACGGAGUUUGCUGCUAAAACACAUGCUCACUCCGCACUUCCGUGGCUCUGCCCACCAUAACACGUCUCGGUGGGAAAGAAACAUUUGACGGGUGGCGUCGGGUCUUACGGUUGUCGGUAUGACGGGUCUGCAUCACCGCGCGCGAUUUUCUCCGAUGGAAUAUACAGUCGUGCCGCCUGUGAGGGUACUUUAGGGUACAGCUGAUCCCCGGAGGGCAUAAAGGGAGGUAACCGAACUAGAUGAGCCAGAUACAUUAAGCCUAUAAUGUCAACACAUGAUCUGAAGUUGCAGCAGUCAAGUUGUCAAAGCGGAGUGAAAGUCAGCGUGACGUGCGGUGUCUCAGAUCAGGAGGGAUCUUACACACAAACUGAUAAAUCACGUUUUCAGAAUGUAAGUGAACAUGAGAAAAUCCAUCCUGGACCACUGGCUCAACGCAUCCACAACCAGAAAGAUUUAGAAACUGGAACUACUGCUUCUUCACCAUCGUUGCAGUUAACAGGCCAGCAGAAGAGCAGCAGAGAUUUGCAGAUCAGGCAAAUAAUACUUCUCAGAUCUAAGGAGGACCUCAGUAGGACAUCUGAGGAGCAGAGGAAGUCUGCCAGAUUCACUUCCACCAUCUCUAUCAGUCUUCCCAACAGAAGAAACAAAAAAGACACAGCGGAGGAAAAAACACUGAAAGCUAUAACUAACCUCACACAUGAAGACGUGAAGAACACAGCUAAUCAACACCACUCAGAGCUAAGGGACGUGCUUUCACAAACUGACCAAUGUGGCGAAUCAACUGGUGAUUUAUUUAAGAAUGGGGAUGGGCCAAAAGCAAGCUUUGAUGAAGACUGUUUUUCCACUCUGCAACAACGUGGGACAAAGCGGGGACAAAAUACAGGAAUACAAUAUAAUAUAGGCCUUCAUGAACAAACAGAAAUUGUUCACAACUCACAAAGACAUUCUACUCAUCCUGUUUGUGAGGUUCAAAUAGAAUUCAACAAGGAAUCUGGAGCCAAUGACUGUAGAGAGAAUGCUUCAACAAAUCCACAAAACCACAGUAAUCUGAGCUCCCUUGAAGUGGACAAUGGUCUAAAAGCAAGCACUGAUUCCCAGUUUUUUGCACACCAUUCAGAAGUUGCAAACCAGGUCUUGUCAUCAGACUAUUUAACUGCUCCUCAUUCUGAAAAUAUCCCUGAGCCAGAACCUGGUUUUAUCAAUCCUACAUCAGCUAUGUUGUCUUCAGCCCUGGUCUCAGUUCUUGUUCCACCUUGGAGUGGCCGCCUUCGAAGGCCCAAGCAAGGCGGCAAUGACGUACAGCACGAACCCAAAGACUUUGGCCAGAAUAUGAACCCAUCUACCUUAUUUCGCCAGGAUCGGCAGCAACAAUCAUUUCUUCCUUCCCAGAGGCGACCAUCUGAACACAUGUUGGCCAAUGAAAAUAACAUGCAGUUGACUGCAGGGACCAGCUAUAACUCUCCUGACUGGCAAAAAGAGAACAAUUCCCCGAACAUCACAACCACAAUACAGCCAAAGAGACCCAUUACCAAGUCCUCUUCUGUGGGCAUGAUGUACAAUAAUACAGAUUUGCAUCCUUUUCCCACACCUCUGGACACACGCCAGGUAUCAGGUUUGUCCCAUUCAGGGUACAGAAUAUCAAAUACUGGAGAUAAACACGAGUCUUUCAAAUCAUUGAGCUCUAAGCCAACAACAAGCAGUCUACUUCUUUCCUUGAGGAGGUCAAAUUUGAGGAACUGUAGUGCUGAGCCCACACAAUCAGAGACUCAGAUGACUAGGUCUGUCAGGUCCCUUACAUUGCCUAGCAGAGAUGUUCUGAAAACUCCAUCAUUUGCCCAUCCUGUUAACGCUGCUGCCCAAACCACCGAAAACCCAGACACUCCUGCAAGAACAGAGGAAAUAUCAGUCAGUCAGUUCCAUUUCUCACCUAGAAUUAGGAAAAGAGUGCCAUUAAGGGCAUCGCUGUUUCUAAAAAAUCCAGAGACAGAGAUUUCAAAGAGACUAGAAGCUUCUAUUGCCAAAGCAGAUGAGGAACAUUUCCCACACUCCACAACCAAAACCAGCCAACUUGGUGUUCUCAGAUCCCAACAACGUUCUUAUUCAGUUCUUUUGAGGGAAUAUUCCAGUACAGAAGAAACAGAUGCAGUGGAACAAAAUACUGCCAACAACACCAACCUGCAAAACUCCUAUGUGACCAAACAACAAGUAACUCCAGAUACCACAAUUUCUCCCAAAGAAUCGACAAAUUUUAAUGUUCAUCAAUCUGGCUUUAAUAUCCAAAAAUAUAAAUCGCAAAGCACACACAAUAUAACAGACAUUAGUUCUUUGGGCACAAGCACUUUCACAGACAGGCUUAACUGCUCACCCAGGAAAGACUCUUCUGUAGAUGGAACAAGUCCCACAAAUAUGUAUCUGGACUCUAAGAAAUAUUCUCAGUCAAGUCAAAAUCAAAUGGAUCUUUCGAGCCCUCUUUCUCCAAGCAGACCUCUCAGAAGUGUAGGAGUACAGAGCAUUUAUUCAUACCUACGGGAGUACAGCCCGGCGGUGUCCACCCCUUCCCCUUCCACCCCUACUUCCCACAUACAGAGAGGUGAAACAUCACCUCUUAAGCAAGAUAGAGGCGUAACACUGCCAGGUGACCGGAAAACACUUCCUUCAAAAUUUUCAUUUGACUUCAACCCAUUUACGCCACAGGUAGAAGAGUUACAAAGAAGCUCUUUUGGCUCUCAUAUAGCACCAGCUCAAUCUCUGCCUCCUGAUUUUGGACGAAGAUCAGCUCCUCGUCUCAGUACAUCUCCAUAUUCUAGCCUCAUCUCCUCACGACCUGCACUCAACAACACUUUACAAGACCUACCCUCUCUGCCUGUGCCCACAACUCGGGUAUCUACAUCUUAUGAUAUUGUAACCACUCCUGCAGACUUCAUAAAAAGUGUUCCAAGCUCUUCACUGUCCACAUACACAAGCAUUAAAAAACCAAAGGAACAGUUUGCUGCUUCUAACAGAGAACAGAGGACAGCAGUUCAAGCUUACACAAGCGCCCUAGAUAAUCACAAACCUGCCCAGCCAUGCCUUUUACAAUCUGCUCCAGAUGCAAGUUUUGUCAUGGAAAGCCAAAGAGCUAAUAUAAGUCCACACCCAAGGAAGCUCAGCACUGGCUCUAACAACUUCUUUAAUCAGGAGCAUGAUGGCCUGAUGGAACUUCAGCUUGAUAUGGGUAAUGCAUACCCCAAGCACAGGCAGGGUGAGAAAAGUAAGUAUUUAUCACCUGAUAAGCUCACAGUAGAAAGUGAAACUCCACUGACAGUUGAGAAAGAGAUUCCUGCUGUGCAUAUGCCUGAGAGAUUGCAGGAAAUGCAAAGUUCCAAUUCAAAAAAAGGCCUCUUUAGUUCACGAGUCAAGAAAGACAAAGAAGCUGUCUUCUCUUCAGCUUCUUUACCAGACAAAGAGGAUGUUAAUCCCCAGUAUUUAAAAACCAAAAGACAUUUGCCAGUGUUUAGAACGAACAGCAGGAUUGACCAGAUGUUAAAUCGCUUGAAACUGACAUUUGGUGUCAAACGUUCAGACAGCUCACUUGACACACUACCAAAAAAGAACAAGAGUCCCACUCAGCAGCCCUCAGAUACUGAGAAUUUUGAAAGACCCAAGACAGAGGAGAAAACCUGUUCUGAGAGCCACCCAGCACCCUCUAACUCCUCUUUAACAACUGAUAAAACAUCUUUAGGUUCUUUGUCACUACUAACAUUAAAGAAAUUUGAGAAUACAUUAAAUAUGAGUGAUCAAAAUGAGUCUAAGGCUGAAAUAAAUGAUUCUGGGUCCACACAGGAGGCCCCCAGCUCAUCCUUGACCAUCGGUAAAGCAUCUUUUGCCUCUUUUGGAUCUUUGUCGCAACUUACAUUAGAGAAAUCUGAGAAUACUUUAAAUAUGGAUUGGCAAAAUAGAUCUACAACUGAACAAAAGGGUUCUGGGUGCACAUGGGAGGUCCCCAGCUCAUCUUUGUCCACCAAUAGAGCACCUUUUGCAGAUUUGUCGCCACUUACAUUAGAGAAAUCUAAGAAUACUUUAAAUAUGGACUGGCAAAACAGAUCUACAAAUGAACAAAAGGGUUCUGAGUGCACAUGGGAGACCUCCAACUCAUCUUUGACAAUCGAUAAAGCCUCUUUUGAGUCCUUGUCACCUUUGACAUUAAAUAAAUCAUCUGAGAAUAAAUUAAAUGUUGAUCAGCAAAGGAGGCAUAGCGAUGAAAAUGGAAACCGGUCUUGUGGUAGGAGCUUUAGUCCACACAGGCAAAAGACCCAAAAUAUGAAUCGUUCUGCCACCUUGCCACAUUACGGAAAAUCCUCAGUCGGUCCCCCAUCACCCUUUUAUUUGUUUGAUUUUGAUUCAGAAGACAUUCAAAAUGACAAUGUGUUUUAUAGUCCAUUGAGAAAAAAAACAAACUCACUUUGUGAGUCAGAUGACUUCUCUCCUCAGAGCGCCACCAAGAGUCCUCUGCAGCAAAAUCUGGUGAGGUCUCGCUUGUCCUCAUCAUGUGCUGAUUUAAAGUAUGGUCUACACAGUGGACGAUCUUUCUCAGUUAGCAGUGUGGUUUCAAGCCGACCAUCAGGUCCUGGACGAAUCUCGACAAGCAGCAUCAGUGACCUCUCAAGUUUGGAUGAAUUUCUGCCGAAAGAGAAUUAUACAGUAGUUGACUAUCCAAUGAGUAGUAGCCUUUCCCCAAUCUAUGAUGCAAAUUCAAACACUGGUAAACAGUCUCAAUCUGGAUAUACAAAUAAUCAUGAUGAUGCAGACCCAACCCCACCUCCAUCACCAACUAUGUCCUCUUCACCUCGUCGUAUGUCCCAUGCUCCUUCUGUGUCUUCCCCCAUAUGGACAUCUCCAGAAAAUCUGUCUCCUCCUCGUGGAAUCCUGUCAUCAAGGCGCCACACAACCAGCAUGACUGUUUUUGAGGAGUCUGAUUCUGACACCACAACUGAUGAUGAAUACUAUCUUGAUAAUAGUGAUGCAGCAGAAACAGAACUUUAGAGGAGAGAAUUGUAUAUUGUUCAAUUCCGUCACGUUACAACAUAUGCUAAACAUUAAAAAAUGUUGCAGGGUUUUUCUAUGCAUAGUGUCAUCUAUGACAAAGCUGCAGCAACAUUAGGCCUCUGUCAAUUCUAAAUUGUAAAACAACUACAAAUACAGAUUAUAUAUAGAAAGAAUUAUAUCAGAAUUUUAAGACCAUGUUGAUUUCAUAUUUCUUGUUGUAUAUUAAAUAUAAGGGGUUGUUGAAUACUUUAGUGCUUGAGGAUAACAAUGUUUGAUUUCAAGAUGAAUGUAUUUACAAUACAGUUCAAUGCACUGUUUCAUUAGCUUUUUUACAUAUAUAUUUUCUGGAUCUUGAGGCUUUGAAAUGGUGAAUUCUCAUGUUAUUCGUCUGUCUCCUGUAGAUUAUUGGCUGUUUCAUUCACUGUAGCAUUUGAAAGAAUAGCGUGUCAGUCACAAUACAUUAUUUUCCUGACAGACAUUCUAUAGUCAGAAGCUGCCAACCAAGAAACUGAACGCCAACUAUGUUUAACAGAUGUAAACACUGAUGAUUCCACAUUCAUUAUGGCUAAGUCUGUAAAGAAGAUGAUGUAACCGAUAUCUGCUGUCCGUUUGAUAGAAUUGUUAAAAGUAUGAAAGUGUUAUUGAAAACAGUGGCUGAUCCUCAUCCACGACUUGUUAAUUUGAGGUUCAAACACAGGACCUCUCACAAUCUACUGUAUGCAAAAGACAUACCACAGAUGAACUAAGCAUUCUUAAAUAAGACCACACAGUUGAUUCUAUAUGCUGUAUAAUCUGAUUUGCUGUUUUGUGUGCGGCUUUCAGUGUAAUUUUAAUUGAUCUUUUUUUGUAAUUUAUUAUGCAGGGCAGGGGUUUGGGGCAUUAGCCUUAAGGACUCUCCAUAAGACAUGUCAAUUGCAACACUGACCUACAGAAUUACCAAAUGCUGUGUAUCAUAGGUCUAUGUAAGGUCAUUUUUGUAAAGCCAUUUCUUGAAUGUCUUUAUUAAAACCUUCAGUUAUAUUUAUGAACAUUUUAUAAAUUAGGUUGUAUUUUUCCUAACACAGAAGUAGAAGAAUAUUGAUCACUUAUAAAAAUGUAAUAAAGUAUUGACUAAAUAACUAACUUUGAUGGUCAACUGCUAUGUUAAAAUUUGAUUAGCAAGUACACUCUAGUCUUAGUAAACUUGUACUCUAAUAACACAGAAACUCUUAAUUGCAGCUCAUUAAAACAGGUCAUGUCACACCUGCCAUAGUUAUACAAUAAACAGUUAGUUAGAUGAGUGAUGCAACUAAUUUGAUCGAUGUUUCAGUAAUGGUUGACAGGUUUGCUGAACAAUCACUAGGACCGUUUUGUUAGAAAAAAAUAAUGAUAAUGUCUGUCGUCAAAGGUCAGUAUUUUGAGUAGCCGAUUUUUUCACUAAUUUUUUAUUAAUUAGUGAACGAUUCAAUGUCGCAAUGCUUAACUUUUCGCAACCUACUGUCGUAAAGAUGUAAUCUGAAAAGGUCACUAAACGUAUAUUUUAGUUAAAUGAUUAAUCUUCUAGUCCACACGUAGUUUCCCCAUUUAAAAUGUAUUUUUGAUAAAAUCUCGUAUUUCUAGCUUUCUAGCAUUGAGGUAAAAAUAGGUUUGUUUUCACGUUGCUUUGGUAACGGUUGUAGGCGUGCAGUCACCAAUAAAAGUCUUAUACUGUGUCUAGGCUUUAUUUUUUUAACUCCUUCAAUGUUAAGUUUAGUCUUUGGUUGCAGUUUGUCGAUGUAAUGUGAAACUCCAGUUCACGAUUUUGUUUACUUUUCGAUAAUCACCGGAUGGGUUUGAUUUCUGUAUUAUCAUAAGGAUAAAACGCUUUAUUUUCAGUACAUUGCUUAUUUUAAACACCUUGUACCUAUUAAACAUUCUUAUUCUGGUAUUUUAAGCAUAUUGGCUAUUCUGUUACUUGAGAAUGAAGAGGACUCAAGAGAUCAACAGCAUGUGCUAGCAUGAACAAGAAAAUGACUGAACACACAUACUCUUUUGACAGGCAUCACUCAACAUCUCCAGAUGGGGAAACUACAUCAGACACUAAUGUCAUACUUGUCCCACAGCUGGAAUCAGUUUUCAGCAGAGCAGCCAGGAUCAUCCAGCGAGCGUGGAGGACACAUGUUGAUACUGCUGUUUUCAAGCACCUCAAGAAACUAGUGAGCUUUCAUAAUCAAGGAGAUCCACGUCUCCUUCUUAGAUUUAUUAACCCUGCAGAGGCUAAUAUUCUGGAUGCUGCUUCAGGGGCACUUAUCCGAUUCAGACUGGGUGGGCCAACCUAUCCUCCAAACAUCUACUUUAAAAUAUACACUCGUGCACCCAUAGUGGACAUGUGUGCCUCCAGUCCUAAAGAUUACACACAGCUAAAGAAACCUGCUCCAAGCCAGAUUCAUAAUGGCCGAUUGAUGAGCAAUGACAGGGAGGAUCACUCUGGGUGGUACCAGCGGGUAGAGAACAAUGGCUGGCGGAUUUUGUCUUGCAAGAUUUCUGUGUUCGAAGACCCAAUAACUCAAGAAACCAAUGUUAAGAAGAUACAAUUCCAUCACUGCAAAAUCCGUCGGCGACAAGAUGUUGCAAGAAAAAAGAAGAUUCGGAAAAUUGAAUGGAUGAGAAAAAUGCAUGCUGAGGGUCUCCUGCAUGCUCAUACAGAACACGACGAAACAGCUCUGCUGGUGCAAGAAUCCACAGAGUUGAUGGAUUCCUUUGAACAGAUUGGAGCAGAUUCAGUUUCUGAGCAGGAAGUAGAUGAGCUGCUCGAAUGGACCAAAGCUCUCAAUUUUGAUGAGUAUAUCAAUGAAUGGAGGAAUUUGGGUUCCAGCAAAUGCUGCAUAUUUAUCAAAGAUAGGCUGUCGGAGAGUGACAAGGAGGACUUUGCUCGUGUCUCUAUGCCUGAUAUUUGUGAGAUACCUCAAGUCAGUCAGGAUCCAGUGGUUCAGUCCAGUGGUGAGCCAACAUCUGGAUCACAUCUGAGGCUGGAAUGUAUCAUGCAGCUCUGAUAAUAUAUUGCACAAUCUGAUUUGCUUUAUUCAUUUGAAUAAAUAUACCAGGUCAUGUU
This is a messenger RNA of Carassius gibelio (silver crucian carp), 8316 nucleotides long. RefSeq names its product protein MFI. Lineage: Eukaryota; Metazoa; Chordata; Actinopteri; Cypriniformes; Cyprinidae. The record is from RefSeq and is a predicted model, not a curated record. The coding region runs from base 7223 to 8257 and encodes 344 amino acids. The transcript has 14 exons.